AUUUGUUAUUCUUAAAUUGAAUAAUGUUUUUUUAAUUUAUUAAUUACUACACUUUUUAAAACUUGAAAUUUUCAAAUUAAUAUUAUUAAAUUUUAGUUGUUAUAAAUUUUUAUAUGUCAAUGAAUAAUUAUUUUUUAAUAUUCCACAAUUAGUUAGAACUCUGGCCUUUUGGGAAAACUAUUGCUACUACUAUUUUAUUGUCGUUAAAUUAUGGAACAAUUUUUAAAUUUGGUGCGUAAGCAUUUUACUCGAAUUGAUAUGUGUGACAUGGAUGAUAAAACACUGGAAGAAAUGUUUUUUCAAAAUGGACCUAGUCGAGAUGAGUGUAUUAAAUUCUUAGUAUAUGAACAUUUAUUAGAUAUUGAUAUUGAAUCUGAUACAAAAUCAGAACAUGAUUUAUGUAAAAUAUUUGUAGAAUUUGGAUUGUUGGAUAAUGAAACUGCAAAACUUUUUUUAAAUGGUAACAUGAAUAUAAAUCAACAACUCAAUUGUUGGAAAAGAAUUUUACCCGCUUUUAAGUCUGCUGUAUUAGUUUCAACUCCAUGGCCUGAUUAUGACACAAUGAUAAAUCAUACCUAUCAAAAAUUAGAGUCAUUACGAUCAAUUGCAAAAAAAACACUUCUUCCUCCAGAAUUGGUGCCCAAGCUGAAAAAUCAAGAACAAAAGGAAGAAAGUAAUGUUAAUUUUGAUGUAAUUUUAUCAAAGGUUCAAAACAUGUUAAAAAAACCUACAAGUUGCUUGAGUGUCCAAAAUGAGAAUGAUAAUGAUAAUAAUACAGAUAACAAAUUAGAUUUGCAAUCUAUACAUGAUGAAAUUGCUAAGUAUAAAAAAAUAUCUGAAAAUAAUCCAGUUAUUUUUCCAAAUGUUUCCACGAGAAAGAUUACUGUUGAAGAGUUUAUUGAAAGUAUUAAUAAUCAAAGUAUAAUUAGCAGUGAUGUCAUAGAAUCUAAAUUUAAUGAUAUUUGCAGACUUAUCAAAGAAGAGCAAGAAUUACAAACGUUAACACAAUCAUUAGCUAAAUAAAUUUGUAUAUAAUCCUUUUAAGAUAUGUGAUUUAUAAAAUAUUAAAUAUAUUAGCUUAUUGUAAUUUUUUAA
Messenger RNA from Daktulosphaira vitifoliae (grape phylloxera), 1095 nucleotides. RefSeq lists its product as uncharacterized. Lineage: Eukaryota; Metazoa; Arthropoda; Insecta; Hemiptera; Phylloxeridae. The record is from RefSeq and is a predicted model, not a curated record. The transcript is spliced from 8 exons. Bases 211 to 1023 code for a protein of 270 amino acids.